Molecule: messenger RNA, 2304 nt
Organism: Olea europaea var. sylvestris
Lineage: Eukaryota; Viridiplantae; Streptophyta; Magnoliopsida; Lamiales; Oleaceae
Exons: 4
Coding region: 239-1237 (332 amino acids)
Source: RefSeq, a predicted model, not a curated record
UUCAUUAUUUUAGUCAUUGUUCAACGGUGUUAUAGACCAAAUUUGCUAGUUAGACUUAGAUAGUUACUGAGCAAAACUGUUCGACUGAAUUCGCCAGUCAAUUUCUUGUGGCAAUGAGUUUUGUAUCAAAUGUGGUUCAUAUUGGGAAAAAAAAAUAGCAUCCGUUUUCUUAAAUAUGAUUGUAAAUAUUUCACAAAUUCAAUUGUUUUAGGUUGAAAUUUUCUUCAAGCUUGUAGCCAUGGAUCUUACUAGAAUCAAGUACUUGGAAACUCCAUUCUUGUUUGCAUCUCAAGGGGGAGCAACAUUAGAGGACAGCAAUGGACUUUGCGAGACAAAUACAAAAAACCCAUUUUUGGAUACAUUUUCUGACCCUCUUUGCAAGCUGAAUCUCAAGGAAACUUCUGAUUUUGUGAAGUCAUUUCCAUUGGCAAACAAUGGUACAGAUAUCAGAGGUUUUCUUGAGGUUUCAGCUCAGUGGAACAGAGAAAAUGGUGUUGAUUCUGUUUCAAAGAGGAAUGUAGAAGCUCCACCUAGUCCUGGGAGGCCUACUUUCAGCUUUAACAGUGGAAAUUUCAAAAGAAAAAGUUUUCCUUCAAAAUGGGAUGAUGCAGAGAAGUGGAUUGUCAGUGGCAGCUCUUGCCAUGAUUCCCCUGCUCAUCAUUUUGAUCUGAUAAAACCACUGGAGGCCUCAAAAAUGUACUCUAAACAGUGCAAUGGGUACAAUCUACACCAACCUGAUGUCUUUGCAGAAAAAUUUAGGGUUACAGGGGAAAAGGACUCUAAAGUUGUUUCAAACUUUCAAAGGGCUUCUGCAAUGGACUCAGCUAGACCUUUUAAUGGUAAUGUACCACUGAAAGAUAAAUUCACAAAUGAGGUAGAACAAAUUUGUCCCAAAUUUAAGUGUGUAGAGCCAAUGAAAGAAGGAUUUUUAUUUGGGAAUGCAGUGGAAAAGUCAGCAGAAGAUGCGAUCUCAGUAAUAAUUCACGAGGUGAAACACCGUGACAUUGGAACUGAAAUGACCCCUCUUGGCAGCUUGACCACUUCAAGAUGCCCGUCUCCGUUCAUUAGCACAUCACCUGCGCGCCAUAACACACCCACUAACAGGUCCAGCCCAUUGGCCUUGGAAAAUAUGGAUGUUGCCAGCACUAUUGACAUGAUGCAAUUGCAAGAUUGCCAUUUAGCCAAGUUACAUAAUGAGCCACAAUUCAAUUCUGUUACAACGAAUUGGAGCUCUUGAGAAGAGGAGGAGGAGGACAUAUCAAAGAGCUUGAGACACUUCGAGAUGAAUAACGAGUUGAGGAAAAGUAUUUCCAAGUCUAGACCCCGUACCCGGGAGGAAGAGGAAAAGACCAAGUCUUGCCUCAGAACUUCAGGUACCAAAGAGAAGAAGCUAACAUUCAAGCUUGGGUGAAUCUCCAAAAUGCCAAAGCAGAAGCCAAAUCCAGAAAGCUCGAGGUGUAAUUUCUGACCAUCACUUUCUGCAUUCACCCCCAAAUUCCUUUAUGCUAUGCAUAUUAGACAUACAUAACUCAGUUUUAAGAUUUGCAUUAUGCCAUCAAAAUUCAUUCUUUAUGCUCAUACAUAUCAAUCUCCAAUGUGCAUCAGUACGAUUCUUUUCUUGAAGUUCAUUUUUCUCAAUGUGGAUGGCAAAAUAUUUUAACAGUAACUGCUGAAAUCUAGUAAAUGAAUAUCGUACUGACCUAUAGUUUUGACAGUUUUACACAAUAAUAAUAACAAACUAAGCCUUAUUACCAAUAAAUUUGAAGUCGUUUUCUUCCCCCCUCUAUUUGGUCCUUUUUUAAGAGUCUGUAUUAUGUUGGUUAUAGAUAAAGAGUUUUGCAAGCUUAUAUUUGGCUUUAUCUUCAUUGAGCCACUCACUAGACAGGGACACGGUGUUCCCAUGGUGGUCCUAAUCUCUUUUUGAGGGAUCUCUUUACCCAAUGUAUAUAAGGCACUCCAGAAGCAAGAAAGCAAGAGAAGUCAGCACAAUGCAGCUUAUUAUAUUUAAUGCAUGAAUAGUCUAUUAAACAUUGGAAGUUUGAAACUCAUGUGAAGUUACUGCACUCCCAAAAAUCUAGGCAAAUUAUUAAUUUAAAUUAGUGUUGAUUUUAUGCUUGAAAUUUUAUUGCUAUUCUAAUGGAUAAGACAACAAUUAUAGUGAUAAAUAAAUGGGCAACAUAAUUUGAUCUAAAACUUCCUUCCUGUGUCAGCUUCUACCUUGUUGUUGGUGUAGUUAUAAGAGUACAAAAAAAAUAUAUUAUCAGCAUUCUAACCAUGGGGCCUUGUGCAUUCUGGCUAAGCUUA